UGCGAUGUACAUGGAGUACGCCCAUAGAGCUCCGUCAGUAGAGGAAUUUAGUUAUUUUUAUGACAUAAAGAGCGUGGGCCUUCAUAACGGCUUCUUUUGCUUUAGUAAAUGGGCGACUUCUGAAAUCAACGGGGUUGAGGGGAUGGUUUCGAACAUGGGUGAUUGGAAGUCAAAAUGGUUCUACGUUUUUAAGGUUCCUGGGAUCAGAACCGACUUUAAUCGCAGACCCAGUAUGUCGCAUAUUUGUUGACUUAGAUAAGGUUUGUUACUCUGUUUUUCGAGAUCUUUUGCUAACUCGUUCUUUUGUUGUCAUCGCAGAUAGACCAGCUCGACCAACGCUUAACGCUCAUAAAAAGGGGGUAGCUGAAAUUCUUGGGAGUCUUCCGCACAAGAUCGCGACUGGCGAUUGCUGUGUACGACUGCCAAAUUGCGAGAACACAAACUGAUCCCUGAGAACGCGAGUCUUCAACGGGAGCCAGUAUAUAAAGAACCAUCUGAGAGACAGCAGGAGCGGAUAGAUAAACGGCUUUCCAAGCAAACUCCUCGAGAAACUUCAGACAUGACUUUCCUGAAGUCUGCCCCUGUCCUGAAGAUCAAGCAAAAGGGUGGGACACCGGCUUCUUCACCAGUCGUCGCACAGAAGAGGAAGAGCGAUGUGAUGACUUCGCUCGCUGCAGAUUCCUCCAAGAAGUUGGCCAAGACCACUCAGGAUAAGGGGAAGAAGGUUGUCAUUGAUUCUCCGGUUCGCCCUCGCGACUUCCUGGCUAUGCAGGAAAAAUUACUGGCCGAGAUUCCUUAUGAGGAACUUGUUUCUCGAUCAACUGAACUGGCCGCACAAUCUGUGGCUUUGUUUAUGAAAGCCGUGGCCACGCCUUCGAAGGAAACUGACUCGCUGAAGAGGCAGAACGCCCAUUUUCAGGAAAACAUAAAGAGGCUGAAGCAGGAGGUGGCCAAGAUGGAGGAACUUCACAAGGAGCUCGAGGAAGCCAACAGGGCCAAAGAACAGUUGGAGCUCGAGCUCAAGAAGUCGCAGGACAUGAUCGCUGAGAUGGCUCGCGACUUAGAGGCUGAGAGAGAGAGUGGGAAAAAACAGUAUGAUCAGGCUGUGUCUGAUUAUAUUUAUACUACUCUCUCUAAGGUCCCUGACUUCGACUUCUCGCUGCUUGGAGAUGAAGCUGCUGAAAUGGCUGAAGCCUUUCGCUCGAUGUCUCCUACCCGGACUCAAGGCAACCUUCCAGAUGAAAUCGAGGGAGCGCAGGCUGAGGAGGUCGAGAAUGAAGUUGUGAGCAAGAUCGUGGAUGAGGCUGCUCCUGAUGAGACUACUCCCGCUGCUUGA
Cannabis sativa is the source of this 1336-nucleotide messenger RNA. RefSeq lists its product as uncharacterized. The record is from RefSeq and is a predicted model, not a curated record. Lineage: Eukaryota; Viridiplantae; Streptophyta; Magnoliopsida; Rosales; Cannabaceae. The transcript is spliced from 2 exons. The coding region runs from base 560 to 1336 and encodes 258 amino acids.